This is a messenger RNA of Delphinapterus leucas (beluga whale), 6023 nucleotides long. The record is from RefSeq and is a predicted model, not a curated record. Lineage: Eukaryota; Metazoa; Chordata; Mammalia; Artiodactyla; Monodontidae.
UCUGCUACCCUUGUCCACACCAGGAGGAUGGGUCUCCCUCAGGCCUGUUACUUUCCACGCCCUCGGUGGUCUGUGCCCUCAGAGGUGAGCCACAGGUGAGGGAGGUGAGCUGGGUAGCACCUCUGGGUCUGUCCCAUUUCAAAGCUGCAAGCCUGAGACCCAGAGAGUCAGGCUAGCUUGUCCACAGUCACCCAGAGAGGAAGUGGCCAUACAGGGCUGGAGCCCAGGGCUUUGAAUCCCAGGUCAGGGCCUGUCCCCCUCACCCUAGAACUCUUGAACUUGAGUCUGCUGCCUUCUGACUAGGAACAUGAACAGCCUGGUUCAAGGCCCUCCAGACUCCCCCUGUCCAGACCUGGACUCUUCACUGUCCCCUAGACAUGCCUCCACUCUCCCCCCAUCAUGCCUCCACAGCCCCCACAUGCGCCCCCCACCUGUUGAUCUCCACGUCUGUCUACCUUGCCCCUGGUCCUUCUCAAGCUGCUCUCCUGCUGCUCCCCAUGGCUGCCUUGCCCAGAUCUAGCCUUACCAUCACUCACCAACCUGAAUGGACCAUCCUAAUGGCCUCCUCACUGGCUCCCUCAGCCCUACCACCAUCUCCAGAGUGAGGGGCUUGCAAACCCAAACUUGUCCUGCCUUCCUCAUUUAGUGAUAUUCACAGGCUCCCCUCAUAUCUUGCUUGUGCCUUACCCCAGGCUCCAAGACAUGGAUUCCCAAACUGCCAACAAGCCAUUUCAUUCUGCUUCCCUCCAAACAGCCCUCCACAUACCAGGAUAUCAUUCAUCCUGGAACGUCCUCUUCCUCAGUUGUGCCAGGGCAAACUCUUACUCACCCUUCAAAGUCCAACUCAAAUGCUCCUUUUCUGAGAAGUCUUCCUUAACUUCUCCUGCAUUUAUUCAUGCCUGUGUUGGGCACCCACUGCAUCCUAGGGAAUCUCCCUGGAGCCCGAGUUUUCCCAGGUCUCUUCAGCCUGGGGAGUAGAAAACAUACUUUCCAUAACAAAUUCAAAACAGCCAUUCUUUGACUAAAUAUCUCUCUCUCACACACAUAUACACCAUGCUUCCCAUGAAAGUCUCCUGGGGAUGUCUUUGAAGAGGCAAAUUAGCCAAGUGGAAAGAACUCAGGCAGAGUUCAAAUUUCAGAGCCUCCAAAAUCACUGUAGGAUCUCAAGCGAAUGGUUUAGCUUCUUGGAGCCUCAGUUUCCCCAUGUCUUUUUUUUGCUGAGUCGCAGGUGAGGUGGGCUCUGGCUCCCUCUUUCCCCAGCCAAGCAGCUGCCUCCUCCACAGCUCCUCCUUGGAGCGCAAACAGCCAAGAGCUCUUUUUUUUUUUUUUUUUCUGUCCACUCCGCAUGGCAUGUGGUAUCUUAGUUCCCUGACCAGGGAUCGAACCCACGUCCCCCGCAUUGGAAGCACAAAGUCUUAACCACUGGACUGCCAGGGAAAUCCCAGUUUCCCCAUCUGUCUAACAGAGAUAGUGGAAGUGCCCUGCCACAGGGUGGUUGGAGAGUGGCUAUGCCUAGUUUUGGGGGAAUACGGGGUGAGUAGAAGCUGAUGCUCAUCUCUGAGCAGGAGAUGUGGCAGGCCCAAAGCAGGAGGAGCCUUUUUGUGUGGCCAAAGCUUUAUGCUCAAUGGAAAGGCAGUUGCUUCCAUGACUCAGGCCUGGUUGAAGCAGGCAGGGCCCAGAGUGCAAGAAGUGGCCUCUGAGGGCUGAGGGAACUUGGGAUGGCCACAACUCCUCCAGGCAGUCCUCUAGGACUGUUUCACUGCACAGUCCCCGCUAGGGAGAUCCACACUCUGAUGAUGUGGCUGGAAGGGGAGUGGCACCCAGCAAAUGCUCCCCAGGCACAGCCCUGUUCCAGGGACUCCCCACACCCAGCGCCGAUGAGCCAGACUGGGCCCUUCCUGUCACCAGAGCCGGGCUCCUCCUCCAUCAGAGACUGCCAUGUCUCUGCCUGACUCGUGUUGGUGCCAACCACAAGACACACACGAGGGUACAGCAUCCUCCUUAUGUCUGCCCUCCAAGGCAAGCAGUGAAAACGUUCACAGUGCCCCAUGAAAGACUGCUUCAUCCACCCAUCAGCAUCUGGACCCAGGAUCCCCACCCAGGGAAGAUGGGUGGGGAAAGUACCUAAGGUCACAUCGAAGGGGAUGAUCCGAAUCCUGUCCUGCAACCGAAGCCUGGAGAGAUAGGAAAGUAAAGAGACCAGGGUUCAAACUAGCCUUUACUGAACACCUGCUAGGUGCCGCUCUUCAGAGACAAACAGAGAGGAAAAUGAGACUCCGAGACUGGAAGCAACUUGCCCAAAGUCACCCAGCUAGGUACUGUCCCAGUCAAGACACAAGUCCUUUGGACUCCAGAGGCAGCUCUGUCUACCAGAGCGCCGCCCAGGGAGGAGCCGAGGCCUGAAGUCAAAGGCGCAGCUUCCCUCUCAGUUUCGCACCGCGAGGUCGCCUCUCCACAAGCCUGUUUCUCCAUCUGUACAACGGGGGUACAGACUUUUUAAGGAAGGCUGCCAGAGCUCUGACGAACUCGAGGUCUCGAGGGUGUUACGCAUACCUGCCUGAGAAGCUUCCCCACUCGCCCGCCAGCCUGAAGAAACUGCCGCAGGCUCGGCUCCCGGACAUGCGUGACCCGCGGGAGGCAGGGAGCUCUCUUUAUCCAAGGACGUGGCCCCCUGUAUGGGUAGUGGGGGCCACAGGCUGGGACACCCCUGCUGUCAGAAGUGAGUGAGCAGGUUGACUGACCACAAGCAGUCCCUCAGCAUGAGCAUGGACUCCAGGAUCCCAUCUGCUAGGAGCUGGAUCAGCAGCCACCCACCCACCUCUGAACCUGACCUGGAGCCUGCCACAGAUGGGCCAGCUUCUGAGACCACCACACUCGGCCCAGAAGCCACCAGCUUUAAUGACACCAGAAUCCCUGACGUGGCUGGUGGCACAGCCGGCGUGGGCACAAUGCUUCUGUCCUUUGGGAUCAUCACAGUGAUUGGCCUGGCUGUGGCCAUGGUUUUGUACAUCAGGAAGAAGAAGAGGCUGGAGAAGCUGCGCCACCAGCUCAUGCCUAUGUACAACUUCGACCCCACGGAGGAGCAAGAUGAACUGGAGCGGGAGCUGCUGGAGCACGGGCGGGACACUGCCUCCGUGCAGGCCGCCACCGCUGUGCAGGCCACGCUGGCCAAGACCACUCUCCCCUCUCAGGGCCCAAUGCAGAGGCCCAGCCGGCUGGUGUUCACCGAUGUAGCCAAUGCCAUCCACGCGUGAGGACCCCGGGACAGGCCUGGACCUCUGAUGAAAACACCUGCCACAGUGCCCUCAGCUGCCAACUCCGAGAUCAUUAGGACCUCCUCUCAGGACCUGCCCUGCCAAGGCCUCAGCUAUUUUGAGGACCCAGCUGCUGACCCUCCAGGCUCUAAAAGAGGCCCUGGCCAGGUUGGGCAUAUGGCCACUGAUAUCCCCUGACCUGAGGGCCCUGGAAUGCAGAGCAUCCCUCAUAAGGCUUCCUUAUGCUGGCUGGCUUCCUUGUGCCCUUCCCAGACCCCUCACAUCAGGGUCUUCUCCUCUAAUGUGGAGGAAAUGGGGGGAGAUGUGGGAUGGGAGGGGGAAGGGAAGGAGAGUAGGGGGGUUCCCAUCCAUCAGGGAGAGACAUAUCUUUGGAAUCUGGAGUCUCCUCUGGGGUGGGGAGAGGCAGCCACCCAGGUCACAGACACAUGGUAUGGUGGUACACUGGGAGAGGCUCAGGGAUAGAGCUGAAACUGCCCAGUGGGCAAGGAUGCCAGCAGGAGGACUGCUCAUACCCAAGGUCAGUCCAAAUUACAGGGAUCCAUGAGGUCUUCCAGCCACCCCUCCGUGGUGGUCGGCUAUUGGCUGGGCCCAAGCUAGGAUGAGAGCUGAGGGGGAAGGGAGGUGGGGGAGCAGGUGUGGAGGGAUGCAGUGCCCAGACCUGCUGGAAGGCCUCCUGCAUGCGCAUGAAGGUGCCCACCUGCAGACAUGUGCCUGUCCCAGCACAGGGGGCAGGAUGGAGACCCCUGCAUUGGCUCCACACUCCAAGCCACCCCCCACCCCAUGGUGUGUAGAGGAACAUUAAGUAGGCCACCUUCUCCACCUUCAGUGUUCAGGGACUGAAGGGAGAGGGAAGCAAAGGCAAGGGUCCACUGCCCACCACAUCCCUUCACUGGGCUCUAAAAGCCAGGUAACCUGCUUCUGGAACAGUUCCCUGUCUUGGUGUUUAUCGGGGACCUGGGGUUGGGGGAGAGACUAUUGGUCAGAGGGCAGUGGUCGCCAGCUGCAGGGUAGCAGGGGAAGUUCUGAAUGCCUGAAACAGGGUGGGGAUAGCCCCUUGGAAAACAGACCUAAGAGACCUAGUCUGGGUUUUGAUUACACAACCCACCUACCCAUUGUCCACCCACCCCAUGCCCCGCAGGAAUUCUGCCAGGCUGGGGCAUCUGGGCAAGGCACUGGGUCAAGCCAGACCCCAAGAGCUGGGCACUUCUCCGCUGGGCACACAUGUGCACCUGAGCAGGCACAGACACACACCCCUGUGCCCAGCCUCGCCGCCAUCACUGUCCUCUGCUGGUUGGCGGGGACGUGAGGGUGGCAAAUACGAGGUGUCAGGCUGUGAGGGCAUAGGAGGACUUCAUGGGGAAGGUUCUGGAUUUAUUUCCUCCUCUAGAUGCUAUAAAUACGUUAGCAUUUGAGCCAAUUGGAGGGCUAUGGGUAAUUUAGGAUGCACAGAAACUGUAAUUUAACUCAUAGCAUCUCCAUGUGAGAGCAUUAAAGAUGUAAUUAAGACGUUUACACAAAGAGAGUGUGAGCCUGUGACACUGGGGAUGUGAAACCCCAGGAGGGGUGGGAUGAGUGAGGGGCUGUGGGGGGGAUGGCCGCUUGGAUAUCAGCUAUGAGGUGGAAGCCCAGCUGGCUUUCCUUGAUCUAUCCAAUGAGUUGCCUCUGGUCCUGAGUUCAAGGCUGCUCUGGGGCCUCGUGCCUCAGCUGUGGAAUGGGGUCAUGAUGCCUGCCAUAUCCUUGGUUGGAGAGGCCAAGUGGACAGGACCUAUGGGACAGGAGGAGGGAGGGGGCAUGAGCCCCAAGGGCCAGGGGGAGGUGCGAUGCCUCAGGACCCAUAGGAGCUGGGUGUGAAACACAAAAGAGAAGAAAAUAAUGUGGUCUUUCCCAGAGCACAGGGGUGCAGGGGAUGGGUGGUGUUGGGAAGCCACAAGGGUUAUGUGUGGGGAACCCACCUGCAGUGUUCAGAAGGGUUUGGAGGGUUUGGUCACUGUUGUGACCUAAUGCCCUAGUUUUCCCAGGACUGCACAAUUUUAGGAUUGAAAAUCUCAUAAACCAGGACUUUAAGUGACAUCCUGACCCUCUGCUAAAGAACUGAGCCUUCAGGCUAGCAUAAGUGGAAACGAGGAGAGGGUGAGCCCCAGUCCCAUGGUGGAGGGCUGGGCUGGACCUGGGGGUUGCAGGACAGGGCCUUGGGUAAGAGUGAGGGCCCCAAGCACCCCAUGGGCCUCCCACACUGGGGUCAAACAGCCGGACCUGUCAGUGACAAGCCUGGUCUUGGGGAGGGGUCUCCUUUCCUCAGCAGACUGACAGGAUUUCUGAGGGUGAGGGGAGACGGGAUGUGUGGGCUGUGCACCUCAAUCCUGUUGGAUAGCCCCUCAGCCCCAGAAUGUGGGAGCUGCAGAGGACCCAAUGUCUGGGAGACCCUAAAAAUGGAGUCCGGAGAGUAAGGUUGGCACCCAGGGACCAGAGCCUGGGAUGGGGGCUCCGGGAGGACCCCUGUCCCCAUUCUCUCCCACUGCCUGCCCCAGACCCCUGUCCUGGUUGGGUGGGUUUGGCUAGGUGAUGGACACAGGGCAGCUUUCUCUGGGUGACGGGGGCCGCUUCCUCCUCCUUUGUCCCCUCACAUCACCCCCUCUUCCCUUCCACCCACCUUCUGUUUUCUAACUCUCUCUCACUCCUGGAGGAAUACCAAAUGCCCCCCAAAGUUCCCAGGCCUUCUACAGAGUGUGGGAUCAAUAAACAUUGGGA